Molecule: messenger RNA, 1182 nt
Organism: Myxocyprinus asiaticus (Chinese sucker)
Lineage: Eukaryota; Metazoa; Chordata; Actinopteri; Cypriniformes; Catostomidae
Gene: hmgn6
Product: high mobility group nucleosome binding domain 6
Exons: 6
Coding region: 151-432 (93 amino acids)
Biological process (GO): chromatin organization
Cellular component (GO): chromatin; nucleus
Molecular function (GO): nucleosomal DNA binding
Source: RefSeq, a predicted model, not a curated record
AGCCACGCCCAUCCCAUUGAACCACUCGCUGAAAUGUUCCUGUGUGUUUACUACUGUAUUUAGUAUUCUGAGCUGAGCACGUAUAUGCCGAGUCCUCUCCUAAAGCAGUUGCUUUUCUAGUAUUUUACAGAAUCUUUUCAGGAAUCUAACAUGCCUAAAAGAAAGGGAGCUGAUGGGGAUGCAAAGGAGGAGCCUCAGAGGAGAUCUGCACGGUUAUCAGCAAGACCAGCACCUGUCAAGGCUGAACCCAAACCAAAAAAGACAUCAAAGAAAAACAAAGCAGUCAACGACAAGAAGGAGAAAACGAGCAAGCAGAAAGCCAAGGAGACCUCAGAGUCUGCUGCCAAUGAGGAGAACCACUCAGAAAAUGGAGAAGCGAAGACCAAUGCGGUUGAGGAGACUGAAGAAAUAGAGGAAGCAAAGUCCGAGUAGUGCCACUGCCUCCCUCAAGCCCUGUCAUCCCCACUGCACACCACUUUCAGUCUCAUGUCAUUGGCCACACUUCCAAGGCAUAUUGUAAACAGAGGAAUAUUUUUAUCAAUGGUUUUAUAAGUAUCAGUACAGAUUUUUAGCACAAACUGAAGCUAAAUCCUGAGAACCAUGCAGAUUUGCAGUGAUUAUAUUGCAUGUCUGCGAGAACACACAAAAAUUCUUUUUAAAUGGCAUUUUAUGGUUGUUAACUUAUUUGAUCUAGAAAAACCAUACCUGCCUAUAGAGUCCUGUGUUUUCUUAUGUAUUGUGUCCACAUGCUCUGCCUUCCCUUUCCAUACGCUUCAUUUUUUUUUUUAAGGUUUACCAAGUGAUUAUAACAUACAGUAGGUGGGGGAAAGUUACUUUUUUAACUCAUGUAUGUGCAGUAAGUUUCCUUGCUUUUCAGUCAUUUGUCCUAGAUAUUUCAUUUUGGUGUAUUAUUCAUUAGAGAAAAAAAACAAAAAAAAAACAUCAUUCAAGCAGACAUGAUUUGAGAGUGUUGACAUAUUUCACUUUACUCUGCAGAAAAAGAAAGACAUUUUCUGAAGGUUAAAAAAUGGCAGCUUAUUAAAGACCAUGCUGUUUUGUCAUGCAAACUUUUGUUAAUGGCAGCAUUUUAUUUUAUCGGCACUUAAAACAACAGUUAUCAAGUCUGCCGGUGGCUAUGUUCACUCUGAUGUUCCAUCGCUGCUAAUAAAAACAAAUUCCCCA